AUGUCCCAGAGGCAGCUGCUCACGCAGGACCACGAGAGGCUCCUGGCCACGCAGCGUGGCUUGAGCUGCAUGUCGCGAAGCAGCCUCUUACAUGAACGUAAAGCUCCGGAACCAGAACCUCCAUUCGGCGAUGCUUUUUUGCAACAUGCUGAGCUGCAGAGACUGUCCUUCUGCUGGCCUGAUGCCCGUGUCAGGAAGCGGCGCCGCCGACGGCGACUUGCCAGAUUGACCCGUGAGAGUCACUUGCAGAACGGCGCAAACGCAUCAUGCGGCACCUGCUGGCACGACCUUCAGAACUUCCACGUGAGAUCGAAGGUGGCCAUCCAAACAGCAGCAGUUGCCUCAUCCUCCUGA
This is a messenger RNA of Symbiodinium natans, 354 nucleotides long. The record is from the annotation of a GenBank genome assembly. NCBI's taxonomy places the organism in Eukaryota, Dinophyceae, Suessiales, Symbiodiniaceae.